GACCUGACCUACGCCGGCGCGGCCCCCGACACGCCCCCCGUGCUGCUCGCAGCCAAGGGCGUCACCUUCGACUCCGGCGGGCUGUGCCUAAAGCCGCCGGAGCUGAUGUGCGAGAACCGCGGCAGCAUGGCGGGCGCGGCCGUGGUGCUCGCCGCCAUUAAAGCUAUCGCUGAACUCAAGAUCCCAAUCAACGUCCGCGCAGUGAUCCCUUUGUGCGAGAACUUAGUGAGCGGGCAGUGCAUGAAGGUGGGCGACGUGGUGCGCGCGCUCAACGGCACCUCCAUACAGAUCGAGGACACGGACAUGGAGGGGCGGCUGCUGCUGGCCGACGCGCUGGUGUACGGGCAGGCCGCCUGCCGCCCCGCGCUCGUGCUCGACGUCGCCACGCUCACACGCGGCGUGCUGCUGGCGACGGGCGGCGGCGCGUUCGGCUGCUUCAGCAACGCGGAGGGCGCGUGGCGCGCGCUGCGGGCGGCCGGCGCGCGCAGCGGGGACCGCCCCUGGCGUUUCCCGCUCUGGAACUACUACCACGCGCAGAUCACAGAUGACCCCUCAGUAGAUCUGAGGAAUAAAGGAUCUGGUAAAGCUACUCCUUGUCUCGGCGCAGCCUUUCUAAGAAACUUCGUAUGCGGAGACUGGGUGCACAUGGACGUGACGGGGGUGGGCAAGUUGCCGCACGCCGCCGCGCCGCCCUACCUGCGCCGUCGCCGCAUGAGCGGCCGCCCCGCGCGCACCCUCGCAUACUUCCUGGCGGAUCUGCCCGCCGCCCCCGCCCCCGACACAACACAACACUAACCUAACAUGUACAAAGAUUACUUAUCCGUACUCCAAUAUUACCAACAUGAGCACAAACUUUAUUAACUUGUGCAGCAACGUCCCACUCUUGUACUGUACCUCACUCGAGCAUCAACAUAACCUAACAUUCUUACAACGGUUUUACUUAAAUUAAAUUACUAUUUGACCGAUAUUUACUAGUUUAGAAUGCAAAACAAUUGGUAAAUAACCAAACCGUCUAUUUUUACAACCCAUUAUGUAAAGUAAUUUAAUAAGUAUGUUUAUAAAUCAAUUUUCGUGUUUUAUAUGACAGUAAAGAAUACAAAACAAU
Messenger RNA from Papilio polytes (common Mormon), 1105 nucleotides. Its product is annotated as cytosol aminopeptidase-like. The transcript has 7 exons. Gene Ontology annotation, biological process: proteolysis. The record is from RefSeq and is a predicted model, not a curated record. NCBI's taxonomy places the organism in Eukaryota, Metazoa, Arthropoda, Insecta, Lepidoptera, Papilionidae. Gene Ontology annotation, cellular component: cytoplasm. Bases 106 to 795 code for a protein of 229 amino acids. Gene Ontology annotation, molecular function: metalloaminopeptidase activity; manganese ion binding.